AUGUCACCAACCAAAAAUUCAACCGACUAUGCUAGUCGAACGCCAGUUCGACAACGGCCCAUGAAGGUCUUAGUUUUAGGGAUGGCACGUACUGGUACAACGUCGCUUGCAGCGGCUUUUAAACAGCUGGGCUUCUGCCCCUACGAUUUCGAGGACCGUGCUCGGCAGGGACAUAUGGACCUGUGGACUGAAGCUCUACGUGCGAAGCACCUAUGCCAGGGAGCCUCGUGGGGGCGGGAGCAAUUCGAUAAUGUCACCGGCAACUUCGACGUAAUCCUCGAUACCCCCUGCUGCUUCUUCGUGGACGAACUGAUUGCAGCAUAUCCGGAUGCCAAGGUAAUCCUCAGUACUCGGGACCCCGACGAGUGGUUAACAUCAAUGCGAAACUCCAUAUUCGCCAUGAUACACUUUCCAUCAUGGCGGGUCCUUCGCCGCAUGGAUCCCCGCGGCUGUGGGCGGUGGCUGGAGCACGUCGAACUGACAUGGCGAAGUUUCUGUUGCCUGGACGGAGAUGAAAAAUGUCGGCAAGCGUUCAUAGACCACAACAACUACGUGUGCAAAGUGGUGCCCAAAGACCGUCUACUUAUAUACGAGGUUCGCGAAGGCUGGAAGCCACUUUGUGAGUUCUUGGGGAUUCCAGAACCCGAUAACCCGUUUCCUUCCUGCAAUACCCCGGGUGAGUUCAUGAAGGUCCAUAGAUAUAUUUGGUGGUUAAUCGUUCAACGGAGCAUCUGGAACGUCCUCAUGGUAACUGCUCCUCUCGGAUUCAUAUUGUACAUCAGUAGUCUGGGACUCAAGUACUUCCUUCCGAAGGAGUGA
Aspergillus bombycis is the source of this 819-nucleotide messenger RNA. RefSeq names its product sulfotransferase family protein. The transcript is spliced from 3 exons. Bases 1 to 819 code for a protein of 272 amino acids. NCBI's taxonomy places the organism in Eukaryota, Fungi, Ascomycota, Eurotiomycetes, Eurotiales, Aspergillaceae. The record is from RefSeq and is a predicted model, not a curated record.